Molecule: messenger RNA, 1478 nt
Organism: Colias croceus (clouded yellow)
Lineage: Eukaryota; Metazoa; Arthropoda; Insecta; Lepidoptera; Pieridae
Gene: Polr2M
Exons: 1
Coding region: 140-1108 (322 amino acids)
Biological process (GO): transcription elongation by RNA polymerase II
Cellular component (GO): nucleus
Molecular function (GO): transcription elongation factor activity
Source: RefSeq, a predicted model, not a curated record
GGUUUAUUUAUAAAUAUUUGUCUAUAUUUGUUCAGUCUAGUAAAUUUAUGCAAAAGUAUUUUUAUGUUAUUCAACUUAUAUUCUGCCUGAGGUCAUUUUAGAUUUUGUCAUCAACAAUUCUGUAUUUGUUUUACAUAUUAUGACAGUUUUAAAUAUAAUGAAGAAAAUAAACAAAAAAAUACCUGGUAUUCUACCUCCGCCUCCUAAAAGCGAGAUUGAUGGAAAAAUAGCCGAUUUAUCUUCUAAAACUAUGGCAGAAUUACUUGAACUAAGAGAUCGCCAGCUGAAACUAUUAAACAAUAAGCCAUUUAUAAGUAAAUUAGCAGAUAAAGGAGCAAAAAUUCAAGCAUUCUAUGACAAAAUCUUAGCAGAAAUAAAAGCCAAAGAAGAAGAAGAGCAGACUUGUAAUUUAUUCAGUAAUAUGAAGUUGAACUCAAUUGAUAAGAAUUCGGUGCAAGAUAUAGAAUGGCAAGGUAAAAUAGAACAAAACAAAAAUACCUAUCUUGAUUCUGAUGACGACAGUGAGCCAGAAGACGUUUUACAUAUAUUAAGUCAGAAAACAACAGAAGAAAAGAAAGUUAAAGUUCUCAGACCUGAAAAACCACUCAUUACACCAGAAGAUCUACUCAGUAUUGGAGAAGUCCCACAUGUUAAAUAUAUUGUUGAGAAAACUGAAAAUAAAAACGUUAAACCAAAAACAACAGGUCACUUCAAGCCAUAUAAGACAACAACAUCAGAUGUACACAAUCCCGAAAAGGAGAUACAGAGAAAAAAGCAUAAAUAUUGGGAGGUUACUGCAGCGACACCUCCACCUAUAGUUCAUGGUCCAGCAAAAGUACUUAGUUUGGAAGAAUCAUUAAAACUACAGCAAGACUAUUAUGUUCACUUAAAAGAAAUAGAAGCGAUGCAUGCAGCUGAGAAACUGUUAGCAAGAGUGGGUGUGAAGAUGCCUGCUUUACCGGAUGAUACAUCUAAAUUUGGUGCCUAUAGAAGUACUGAGCGAGAUAGUGAUGAUUCAGAAUCUGAAUCAGACCCCGAAGGCAGUGAUAAAGAGGUUCAUGAUGAUGAGCCAGAGCGGGGCGGUGUUAUUUUCACAGUCAUGAACUGAUUAAGAACAUCUAUAUUUUUGAUAGUUGUCUUGGUAUAGCAGUAAGCGCAACAACAUGAGACUGUAAAAAAAGUUAGAUGGAAAAAAGAAUUUAUCAAUUGGCUGGUACAAAUUAAACUGAAGAAUAUUAUUUGAAAUCUCUCAUACUUUCUUACCUAUACAAUUGUAAAUUGAAUCAGUAUUUCCAUUUUUAAUUUUUAAUGUAAUUAAAUUAAAUAUUACAUUACGGCUUCAGUCAUUGUCAGUAUACCUACAUCCAUUAUAAACUUGUUAGGUACUAUCUAUUUGCAUACCAAAUAAGAUUCAUAUCUACUUUAAUAAGAAAAUAAAAUUAUUUAGAAUCUGAAUUGAUUAAAUAUUAUUUAUUGCA